GGAAAUUGGAAGAUUCUCCGCAAGUCGGCUUGCGUAAUGAUCAUGGCAAUUACGUAUACGAGUUUCUUGAUGUUGGGGCCGAGGCUGAAUUGGAAGAUGAUAACAAGUCUGAUGUGUCAAAAUCUUGGACAAUGGGGAGAAGAAUUGUUGAGUUGAAUGUCCUAGCAAAAGGAAUGUAUUGCUGCACUUGCAAGUGUCCGUUUCACCUGUCAAAUAUUGUAGGAGAACGAUUGUUUGGGCUAGGUGGUCUACUGAUGGUGGAUUGUGAACUGUGUCAUACUGUAACUGAUGUCCAGUUUGGGAAGAGGGGGCCAUCUGGAAGUUAUGACAUCAACACAAAAGCUUCCAUAGGAAUGAUACAUGCAGGGAUGGGCCGAACUCAUCUGCAGAACUUUCUAGCAGAAUGUAACCUGCCAUCCAUUACAGAGAGCACAUUAAGGAAAAAAGAGAAAGAAUUAAGUGGACAGAUUAAAAAUGUAACAAUCCAGUCGUGCAAUAUGGCAUUAAGAGAGGAAAAGUCACUCAGCACAAAUGGCAAUAUUGAAGCAAGUUUUGACGGUGGCUGGCAAAAGAGAGGCUCCGGUUGGAAUUAUAAUAGUAAUACAGGACAUGCAACUUUUUUUGGAAAGGAGACAGGAAAGGUGUUGUCCUUUGAUUGA
Molecule: messenger RNA, 659 nt
Organism: Mytilus californianus (California mussel)
Lineage: Eukaryota; Metazoa; Mollusca; Bivalvia; Mytilida; Mytilidae
Exons: 4
Coding region: 132-659 (175 amino acids)
Source: RefSeq, a predicted model, not a curated record